CCUAAAUGAAUAGUAUAACUGUAUAAGGUUUGGUUGAAUUAGAAGUUCAAACUAAAUUAUUUAUUUCAUUUUCUGUAGAACUGAAUUGGGACCGAUAACAUCUGCCUUAUCACCAUGCUUAUCCAUAUCAUUGAUGUGGGUCCAUUAACUGGUAGUAGUAUUUAAUGUAAAAAUAUUGUAUAUUAGUAUGAUUAAAGUUAGCACUUACUGAUUCAUACAGAUCCAAAUCAUCUGCAUGUUACGAGUUCUCUGUAUUUAGCAAUGCAUCCAUUUUACUUAGCAUCAAUAAACUUUGAUGCAUGCAUCCUUACAACAGUAGCUAUGUAUAUUUUCUUCGUUUCAUAAUGAAAUCUAUUGAUGGUGCGUAAUAAGCCUAAUAUUAUCUCUGAUGUAAUAUUGUUUUACCUUAUGUUAAGAUUUCUAAAAAUUUUGUUAAAAAAACUCUACCUUGUAAAGAAAAAUAAAAGCAGCACAUUCUCCCCCGUUAUUCUGAGCAGACACAAAUGCAAACAAAAAAAAGCAUAUCCAUCCAAAUAUCGUAAUCCAUUUCAUUUCCCUAAGAAAUUAAUUUAUUUCUGCAGUUUCCUCAAAUUCUCAUGGUCUCGGUUUGUCGCCUCGCCGCUUCUCCACCUCCCGUCUCGUCUGCAACUGCAACUCCACCUCGGCCGUCGGCCUUCUCAUCCUCGUCACCACCGGCCACGGCCGGCCUCCACCACCGCCUGCCCACCGCUCGCUACUCUUGUCUCCCCUCCCCCCAAGUGGAAGAAGAAUCGGGCUGUUGCUCACUCAGAGCUCUCUCAGUGAGGCGGGCCUCACUAGUCACUAGCCUUGCUGUUAUGCCUUCCCCGCCGCUCGCCAGAGUCCACCGCCACCGGACAGGAAGCACCACCUAGUUCCUGACCCUGAUGCCCAUGGCACCGGACCACCCCUUCGAUGCCUUCGUCGCCGCAGCCCGUGGCGCCGUAGCCCACCUUCACCUCCCCGUCAUCCACAUCCCUGGAUCCAAUUCCAGUCCCCAUCCCAACUCCAAGCAGCACAAGGGACUCGAGGUCGACUGCCUGCUCCACCUCCACGUCCUCGUCACCAACUUCCUCCACAAGCCCCUCAAGUCAUUCGCCAGGUGCUUCAGGCCCAAGCGACGGGCAGACACACACUCCCCGCCGCUCCACCAGGAGCCCAGCAAUGGCACCACCCCGCAAAAGCAACUGGAGUUCCUGCUCUGCAUUGCGUUCGACGCCUUCGCCCACAACCUCCACGCGCUGGAUGACGCCUGCAAGCACAAAGGCGAGGAAUUUGCUGCCGCUACCCGACAGUUGGAGCAAUUUGUGGUUCUCAGGAAGGUAAUCGAUGGGAAGAGGGCCGAUUUCGAUGGGUUCCUUUCCAAUCUGGGCUUUGCAAAGGUUGGGGCACCGCCACCGCCAGCAAGCAUCGUGGGUGGUGCGUCCCCUGUCCCAGCAUCAGCACCAGUCAGCAAUCAGGAGGAUGGUGCCGUGAUUGGAAACGGCGAGGGGGUGGACAGUGCUAGUGGUACACAACAGCAGGCACAGAAAUUGCCUGCCCGGUUGCUUAACAUUCCUUUGUCGAAUGUGGAGCGUCUGCGGUCUACGCUUUCUGCAGUUUCACUGACGGAGCUCAUUGAAUUAGUCCCGCUGCUGGUGAGCAGAUCAUCGACAUCGGCAGAUGCACAUCCUGACAAGAAGAAGCUUUUCUCAGUGCAAGAUUUCUUCAGAUAUGCAGAAAUUGAAGGAAAGCGAUUCUUUGAAGAGUUGGACAGAGAUGGUGAUGGCCAAGUCACUCUAGAAGAUCUCGAAAUUGCAACGAGGAAGAGGCGGUUACCAAGGAGGUAUGCUCGAGAAUUGUUCCGCCGUACAAGAAGCAACUUCUUUUCGAAAUCAAUUGGGUGGAAGCAAUUUUUAUCCUUGAUGGAACAGAAGGAAGCAACCAUUCUCCGAGCGUAUACCACGUUGUGUUUGAGCAAGUCUGGAACACUUCACAAAAGUCAAAUUUUGACUUCUUUGAAAGGUGCUGGACUUCCAGCCAAUGAAGAUAAUGCCGCUGCCAUGCUACGUUAUCUAAAUGCUGAUUCAGAAGGAUCAAUCUCAUAUGGCCAUUUCCGCAACUUCAUGCUUCUACUUCCUUCGGAACGUCUUGAGGAUGAUCCUCGGAACAUUUGGUUUGAAGCAGCCACCGUUGUUGCUGUCCCCCCACCUAUAGAAAUAUCUGCAGGAAGUGUUUUGAAGUCUGCUUUAGCUGGAGGUCUUGCAAGUGCGCUUUCUACCUCUCUGCUGCAUCCUAUUGAUUCAAUGAAGACACGUGUCCAAGCAUCUACACUCUCAUUUCCUGAGCUCAUUUCAAAGCUUCCACAAAUUGGGCUUCGAGGAUUGUAUCGAGGUUCUAUCCCAGCAAUUCUCGGCCAGUUUUCAAGCCAUGGUUUGAGGACAGGAAUCUUUGAAGCAAGCAAGCUUGUAUUAAUUAAUGUAGCUCCAACACUUCCAGAGAUUCAGGUGCAAUCAAUUGCAUCCUUCUGCAGCACAGUCCUAGGGACUGCAGUCCGGAUCCCUUGUGAGGUUCUUAAGCAACGUUUGCAGGCUGGAAUAUUCAACAAUGUAGGGGAGGCGAUUGUUGGCACCAUGCGACAAGAUGGCCCAAAGGGUUUUUUUCGCGGCACUGGGGCCACACUGUGUCGCGAGGUUCCUUUCUAUGUUGCUGGAAUGUGCCUCUAUGCAGAAGCUAAGAAGGCAGCACAGCAUGUUUUGAGGAGAGACUUGGAAGCAUGGGAAAUAGUGGCAGUUGGAGCAUUGUCUGGAGGACUUGCGGCAAUAGUAACCACUCCCUUUGACGUGAUGAAGACUAGGAUGAUGACUGCCCCUCCAGGCACACCAGUGUCUAUGCAGAUGAUAAUCUUCUCCAUCCUUCGAAAUGAGGGUCCACUUGGACUCUUUAAGGGCGCGAUCCCCCGCUUCUUCUGGAUCGCUCCUCUUGGAGCAAUGAAUUUUGCAGGCUAUGAGCUUGCCAAGAAGGCGAUGAUCAAAGAUGAGAACAGUUCCAGUGAGUCAACAAAAGAGAACUUGCCAAGAAAUCAGUGAUCAAGGAUGAGUGUGAAUCUAGGGCGUCAAUACAGGACAAGAAAACCAUGAUGGAUACCACAGGAUAAUCUAACGUUUACCUGGUUAACAUCUAUGGUGCAAAGAAAUUGAAACCAUGGAACAGUUUUUUUUUGUGUGUGUGUUCAUGUAGCAGAGAAGCAACAGAACAUCUGCCUUUUUUGAUACUUGAAUCUAAUUUUGGGUUGCCGCGUCUUUUUGCCCCUCUAGGAAUUCCAUUCCCAUAGGCCUUGAGAUGGUUGUAUAGUAUACAGUACAUGAGAGAGACAGAUGCACAUGCUGGAGCUGUUGCUCUUUUGUUUGUUAUUUGACGAUGAUCCAUAGCCUUCCUGGUUAAACAUGAUGUAAAUUUGCUCUUGUACUUACCCUGAUGAGGACAGUUGGCUUUGA
Molecule: messenger RNA, 3494 nt
Organism: Zea mays
Lineage: Eukaryota; Viridiplantae; Streptophyta; Magnoliopsida; Poales; Poaceae
Product: mitochondrial substrate carrier family protein
Exons: 7
Coding region: 906-3086 (726 amino acids)
Biological process (GO): transmembrane transport
Molecular function (GO): calcium ion binding
Source: RefSeq, a predicted model, not a curated record